This is a messenger RNA of Empidonax traillii (willow flycatcher), 984 nucleotides long. RefSeq names its product adiponectin receptor 1 (gene ADIPOR1). NCBI's taxonomy places the organism in Eukaryota, Metazoa, Chordata, Aves, Passeriformes, Tyrannidae. The record is from RefSeq and is a predicted model, not a curated record. The transcript is spliced from 5 exons. Gene Ontology annotation, cellular component: plasma membrane. Gene Ontology annotation, molecular function: signaling receptor activity. Gene Ontology annotation, biological process: adiponectin-activated signaling pathway. The coding region runs from base 3 to 890 and encodes 295 amino acids.
CCAUGCCGGGCUCUGUGCAGGUGUGGGAGGGGCGCUGGCGGGUGAUCCCCUACGAGGUGCUGCCCGACUGGCUCAAGGACAACGAUUACCUCCUGCACGGCCACCGGCCCCCCAUGCCCUCCUUCCGCGCCUGCUUCCGCAGCAUCUUCCGCAUCCACACCGAGACCGGCAACAUCUGGACACACCUGCUGGGGUUCGUGCUGUUCCUGUGCCUGGGCAUCCUGACCAUGCUGCGGCCCAACAUGUACUUCAUGGCGCCGCUGCAGGAGAAGGUCGUGUUCGGGAUGUUCUUCCUGGGGGCCGUGCUCUGCCUCAGCUUCUCCUGGCUCUUCCACACCGUCUACUGCCACUCCGAGAAGGUUUCCCGCACCUUCUCCAAGUUGGAUUAUUCGGGAAUUGCACUGCUGAUCAUGGGCAGCUUCGUCCCGUGGCUCUACUACUCCUUCUACUGCUCCCCCCAGCCGAGACUCAUCUACCUCUCCAUCGUCUGUGUCCUGGGAAUCUCCGCCAUCAUCGUGGCUCAGUGGGACCGGUUCGCCACCCCCAAGCACCGGCAGACACGGGCAGGGGUGUUCCUGGGGCUGGGGCUGAGCGGGGUGGUGCCCACCAUGCACUUCACCAUCGCCGAGGGCUUCGUGAAGGCCACCACGGUGGGGCAGAUGGGCUGGUUCUUCCUCAUGGCCGUCAUGUACAUCACGGGCGCCGCGCUGUACGCUGCCCGCAUCCCAGAGCGCUUCUUCCCGGGAAAGUUCGACAUCUGGUUCCAGUCCCAUCAGAUCUUCCACGUGCUGGUGGUGGCCGCGGCCUUCGUGCACUUCUACGGCGUGUCCAACCUGCAGGAGUUCCGCUACGGGCUCGAGGGGGGCUGCACGGACGACUCCCUGCUCUGAGGCACCGCCUGCUUUUAGCCCGAGCUUUCCUCAAGUGCUUUUUAAACUCUUUUUUGUCUCUGCUCAAACCCAAGGAAGACUCAAAAACCGGGUU